This is a messenger RNA of Branchiostoma floridae (Florida lancelet), 1733 nucleotides long. Its product is annotated as CMP-N-acetylneuraminate-poly-alpha-2,8-sialyltransferase-like. The record is from RefSeq and is a predicted model, not a curated record. Gene Ontology annotation, molecular function: alpha-N-acetylneuraminate alpha-2,8-sialyltransferase activity. NCBI's taxonomy places the organism in Eukaryota, Metazoa, Chordata, Leptocardii, Amphioxiformes, Branchiostomatidae. Gene Ontology annotation, biological process: N-glycan processing; oligosaccharide metabolic process. The transcript is spliced from 9 exons. Bases 149 to 1636 code for a protein of 495 amino acids.
UAGUUUCCUGAGCUAUGACUUUCGUAAGUUCCUUUGACUGCGUGGUGACGUCUUAGGCCCCUUGAAGACGCUCGGUUUUCAACAUUCUUCAAGGAUUUCGUCCUAAAUCUUCGGAUCUUCGGUCGCCCCUGAGUUAACACGUUGGAUUAUGUCUGACUUGGUAGACGACUGCAUUACCAUUGUGAUUUGCAGGGUUUCGGCACCGAGGAUAAUGAGGUUUCGAGCCUCGGGAGUUCUCGCCAUCGCACUGCUGGGAGUGUACCUGGUCACGAUCGCAAUGGUGGGCUGUAACAUCAGCUGGCUGGUUGGCAUAGAUUCUCACGGCAACAGGGACGACAGGAGAAGCCUGAAGGCUAAGUGCGGCUGCAACUGUGGUGUCAAAGGAUCCAGAAAAUGUCCUCCUGACGUUUCUGCGAGAGACGUGAACAGCGCCACCCGGCGACAUACUGCAGACGAGAUCUCUCGCCUCAUAGACGUCAUACUCAAGGAAGGCAUCAGGAGGGACCGCAUACUCGAAGAAGCCGACGGAAAACUUCUCAACAAUAGGAAUUGUUCAGAUACUAAGGAAUCUAGUGAUGAGAAUUUUGGAAUCUCCGACAAGGAAUCGUCUACUGUAGAAAACAACAACAGUCCCUUGGUCCCGAAGGAAGUAAUGAGCGCCUUCGAAGGAGAAUGGAGAAAAAACGAGACGCUUUUUCAAGAAAUGAAGCGUGACUUGACAAGAUGCUGUAAGGCAGAGUCGUCAUUCAUGACGAAACGGAACGUUAGAGUCGGAGAAAUCGUACCGAACGUUCUCAACCCAAAACUGCCUCUGAAAAUGACCAAAGACAUCUACAGAAAUUUGAUAAAGGACUGGCCUUUUAAAAACAAACGCUUCGAUAAAUGCGCAGUGGUAGGAAACAGCGGCAUCUUGCGGGGAAGCUACUGUGGUGCAUCCAUCGACAGUGCAGAUGCAGUAUUCAGGUGUAAUUUGCCACCGCUUGGCAAGAAGAUCUAUCAAGAGGACGCUGGGAAAAAAUCAAGCUUCACCACUGCUCCAUUGUCAAUGCUGAAAACGUAUAUUCAGAUGCACAACGAGUCUGUGAGAGAGCAGUUUUUAAAGGACAUGGAGCAAUAUAACGGUAUUCUGCUAGCCAAGAAACCCAACAAUUACACCAAGUACAUGAUAGAUUCUAUCGCAGCUACCAGGGGUGAGGAGCUACAGAUGGUGUACGAACAUCCGCACCACUUCCUGCGUACCAACAACUACUGGAACAACCACGGCAUUCCGAAGAAAAUCACCUCAGGUAUCUACCUCCUCAGUUUGGCCCUGACGCGGUGUGACGAAGUCCACGUAUAUGGCUUCUGGCCCUUUCCUCGCGACCACAAGGGCAAUGCGGUGGCUUACCACUACUACGAGGCACCGGUUUUUACCAAGGACUCGCACGACAUGCCGCUGGAGUUCAUGAGAAUACGUCGUCUCCACCAAGAUGGCGUCAUCCAGGUUCACAUGCGCUGUUCACGUGAUGCGCCCGAGCAGUCACGUGAUAGCAACCUGCAUUCACGUGAUCAUGGCCAGCCUGAUCUGAGUCGACCAAUAAAUGAUCCGAUCGGAGAUUUAGUAAAUUUGCAGAAAGAAAAGGAAGGAUCAAGAUGACAAAAUGAUUUAUAUACGAAUUGAAAUGUCUAAAGAAAGUUCAGUCGCAGGAGAUUUUGACUAAAACGUUAUCUAAAAAAACUGACACAGAACAAAA